UUUACUGUUGCACGGAGAGCGGAAUCUUUAACCGGAAGUUGUUUUCUCCUUUUUUUGUGAAGUCACUUGCUAAUCGUGGCAACGGCUUUACAAAAAUGUAUUAAAGUUAGUUUUAGGCGGUCUGUUGGUGACAUGGAUUUAUUUAUUAGAUUUACCCGAGGGUCCGAGGAUGAAGGCCGCUGGUUGGAGAGCAAAGGAACAAAAAUUGCCUGUGAAACGCAAGACGCUGAACGUCUAAGUGGCGAAGAAGUGAAACGCUUCUAUGAGAACUUGUUGGAGUAUCGAGAGUCUGGACAUGUAGACCGUGGCGGAGGCGAAAAUCAAAAGGUGCUCGUGAGGCCAUCAAAGACUGCGGACUGUGUGCAGCGUAUAAGCGAGCAAGGGAGAGAGCGUCUGGGUCACCAAAUGCUGGGGUAUGCUCAGGACGGGGACCUGAGGCGCCUGCGGAAUGUAAUAGAGAAGCGCGGAGUCGACAUCAAUUUCAAGGACGAUUUUUUCUGGACUGCUGUAAUGUGUUCCGCGUAUGCAGGCCACUACCAUGUUGUGCAGUACCUCUUGCAGGCAGGGGCUGCCUGGGUGGGUGUCGUGGACACAAAAGGCCGCGAUGCUGUGGCGCUGGCAGAGGAGGCUGGACAUGGCGAGGUAGUGCGGUUGCUGCAAAGCUUCAGGCCCGUUUCGUACGAGGAGGAAGUGGCACCGGCUGAGAGCAGCAGCUCUGAAGGUCCAGCCAAGCGUUUCUGUGCUGCAUGUAAGGUGGAAUACAAGCAGGAUAGUGUGCAGCAGCAUGAGAGGUCGACUGUGCACUUGCUGAGCCUUCACCGGGCCCCACCACCCACCUACUAUGGUGUGCCCGAGAGCAAUGUGGGCUUUCAGAUGAUGCUACGCAAUGGCUGGGAUUCAGAGACUGGCUUGGGACCUGCUGGAAAGGGACGUCGAUUCCCAGUCAAGACGCUACUGAAAAGGGACCACAGAGGUCUUGGCUACACGACCAGUUUGAAAGCCAAAGUGACCCAUUUUCAGCCCCAUGACAUUCAAGCUGUCGAACGGCCUUUGAGCAGGCAGGUCACGCGGACAGAGAGAGUAGCCACUGUGAACAGGCGAGAAGCAAAGAGGAGACAGCAGAAAGACAAGGCUUGGGAAAGAGACCUUCGUACCUGCAUGGACUGGUGAAUGACUACUGCACAUGACUGUUUCAUCUUCAGUUUUAUGGAGCUUCAAGUUCUGAGUAAUUCAUUUUGUUUUUAGAGAUCACCCAUAUUCCCUCGAGUUCCAAAAGGUUCAUACAGAGUGCCUUGCUGCUAUGACCACUUUUAUUAUAUCUGUGUCCUCUCUGGACCAUCAUUUAUGGUAUGUCUGAUUGGGCUGGACUAAUGAGUGAGGUUAGCAUUUACAGCAGUGAUGACCAGGCUGGCAUUGGUAACCUCGAUUUAGUGUCUGGUUUCUGCUUACAGUGGGGCUGGGGAGGCAGAUAUGGACAGAAAUCUGUACCAAGGAAUUUGAAAUGUAGCACAAUAUAAAAUGUAUCAAAAGAAUUGUCUGCUGCUCAUGAUCACUUUACAGUUUAAUUUUUUUCUUGCAAAAAGUCUGUGGAGCACAAUGUAAAUAAAUUCCAAUAACCUUA
Molecule: messenger RNA, 1621 nt
Organism: Polypterus senegalus (gray bichir)
Lineage: Eukaryota; Metazoa; Chordata; Cladistia; Polypteriformes; Polypteridae
Gene: gpank1
Product: G patch domain and ankyrin repeats 1
Exons: 2
Coding region: 133-1170 (345 amino acids)
Molecular function (GO): nucleic acid binding; protein binding
Source: RefSeq, a predicted model, not a curated record